Messenger RNA from Zea mays, 1007 nucleotides. RefSeq names its product RNA binding protein. The transcript has a single exon. Gene Ontology annotation, molecular function: RNA binding; zinc ion binding. Lineage: Eukaryota; Viridiplantae; Streptophyta; Magnoliopsida; Poales; Poaceae. The coding region runs from base 76 to 879 and encodes 267 amino acids. The record is from RefSeq and is marked validated. Gene Ontology annotation, biological process: mRNA splicing, via spliceosome. Gene Ontology annotation, cellular component: U12-type spliceosomal complex.
AGAAUUUGGGUCACCCAAGCGGCCGAGCCGAGAACAGGGCAGAGCACGAAGCGGAAGCGCAUCCGCAGGCACGACAUGUCUCGCCGGCGGCGAGGAGGCUCCGACUCCGACGGCGAGGACAACAGCUUCCUCUACCGCUACCCGCUCCCCUCCGCCGCCGCCUCAGCAGGCGUCUCAGCGGGAGGCAGCGGCAAGCCCCGGGGCGGGGGCUCGGGCGGCCUCGCGCCGUCCAAAUCCACAGUCUACGUGUCCAACCUGGACUUCUCGCUCACCAACUCCGACAUCCACCUCCUCUUCUCCCGAUUCGGACGCGUCGCGCGCGUCACCGUCCUCAAGGACCGUGAAUCCCGCCGCAGCCGCGGCGUCGCCUUCGUCCUCUUCGUCCUCCGGGAGGACGCCGCGGCCGCGGCCGCCGAGAUGCACGGCAAGGUGCUCAACGGGCGCACGCUCUCCGCCUCCAUCGCCGACGACAACGGCCGCGCCGCGGAGUUCAUCCGACGCCGCGUGUAUCGGGACAAGUCACGGUGCUACGAGUGCGGCGAGGAGGGCCACCUCUCCUACGAGUGCCCCCGCAACCAGCUCGGGCCCCGCGAGAGGCCCGCACCGUCUAAGAAGUCGCGCCGCGGUGGUGGUAGUGGUGGGGGCACUGGCGGGCGUGGGCGCGGUCGCGGGGGAGAGGCUGAUUGGCAUUCAGAUGACGAUGAAGAUGCCGCUGCCGCCGCCGCGUUCGAGGACGACAGGUGGGCGUCGGUGGUGGAUACGAGGGGAGAGGAGGAGAAGUCGGCUGGCAAGGAAGAGGGAAAAAAAAAGGGAAAGGCGGCGAGGAAGGAGAAGAGGAAAGGCUACUUCAGCGACGAGAGUGAUGAGGACGAGGACUAAGCUUCAGUGUAUCCUGCUAAUGUUGUUGUGUUUUAACAAUAGAUCUAACGUUAGUUACGUGAUCAACAGCUUUGUGUAUGAAUGCUAGCUUUUUAAAUUUCAGAAGUUAUGGCUGAUUACUUGUUACA